Messenger RNA from Venustampulla echinocandica, 1239 nucleotides. RefSeq lists its product as uncharacterized. Lineage: Eukaryota; Fungi; Ascomycota; Leotiomycetes; Helotiales; Pleuroascaceae. The transcript is spliced from 6 exons. Gene Ontology annotation, cellular component: nucleus; cAMP-dependent protein kinase complex. The coding region runs from base 1 to 1239 and encodes 412 amino acids. Gene Ontology annotation, molecular function: cAMP-dependent protein kinase activity; ATP binding. The record is from RefSeq and is a predicted model, not a curated record. Gene Ontology annotation, biological process: peptidyl-serine phosphorylation.
AUGGCCGCGACAGCUCUCCUCCAGACGACCACCACGGGCCGUGUAGGAGGACCGUCCUCUACGACGCCCUCCCAGAACGCGCCGCCGACUGCUGAGCAGAAGGACAAGGACAACAUGGCUGCCGCGCAACCUCAGACUGCGGAGGAGGGGAAGCAGUUCGUGGCCCGCUACUCCGACCAGCAACACCCUCUCCCCCCGAGCGAGAUACAGCAAGAUCCGCGGAAUAAGGACCUCGGCCGCACAUCUAGGGGCUUGAGCGUCCGCGACUUUGAGUUGGUGAGGACUUUGGGAACGGGGACCUUUGCAAGGGUAUGGCUCGUUCGGCUUGCGAAUCCCGCAGAGGAGGAUCAGGAGAAGGUUUAUGCGCUGAAGGUGCUGCGGAAAGUCGAAGUUAUCAAGCUGAAGCAGGUCGACCAUGUUAACCACGAGCGCUCCGUCCUCGCAGAUGUCGCGGGACACCCGUUCAUCACUACUUUAAUAACGUCUUUUUCUGACCACGAUUCUUUAUAUAUGCUUUUGGAUUAUUGCCCUGGCGGUGAAGUCUUCUCCUAUCUUCGCAAAGCCAAACGAUUUGAUGAACAUACUGCGAGAUUCUAUGCUGCAGAGAUUGUGCUUAUACUUGAAUUCUUACACGAGAGCGAAGGAGUCGCGUAUCGGGACCUAAAACCCGAAAACUUGUUGCUCGAUGCCGAGGGUCAUAUUAAAUUAGUGGAUUUUGGCUUUGCGAAGAGACUUGGAAACAGGGAAACUUAUACAUUAUGCGGAACACCAGAGUAUUUAGCACCAGAGGUCAUCCAGUCGAUGGGUCAUACAACAGCAGUUGAUUGGUGGGCGCUGGGGAUAUUGAUAUAUGAAUUCCUAACAGGAUAUCCGCCGUUUUGGAAUUCGAAUCCGAUCGAAAUAUAUAAACAAAUCGUAUCUAAACCCGUCCUCUUUCCCACCGAGCCGGCCAUCUCCCCCGAAGCGAAAGAUAUAAUCCGACAAUUCUGCACAGUCGACCGCUCCCACCGACUAGGCAACAUCUCAGGCCGCGCCGAACGCGUCAAAAGCCACCCUUUUUUCCGCGGCGUCUACUGGGAUGAUGUGUACUAUCGGAAAUAUAGGGGCCCAAUCAUACCUCCUGUGAGAUAUCCCGGGGAUGCCCAGUGCUUUGAUCAGUAUCCCGACGAGAAGGCGGAGAGGGAGCCGUACGAUGAUGCGAUGAAGAAGCAAUGGGAUGAUCAUUUUAAGGAUUUCUGA